UACUCGUAGACACAAGCACAUUUCAAUCAUGUCAAUGGACAAGAAACUGACCGAAAUGUUUGCCUUUUUUCAAGAUAAAGACAAAAAUGUUGUGGAUGUGAAAGAUGUGCCAACAAUAAUACGUACUCUAGGCCUCGUCCCUUCUGAAGUGGAGAUGCGAAAGACGGUAGCCGCCAUGGUGGGGGAGGAGAGUGCCGACACGGUGCAUCUGGCAGCGUUCCUCACCAUCGCAAAGAAGCUUUUAAUGGACAGAAGGUUCCCCAGCAGCAACAAGGAAGAACUGUCUCGCGCCCUUGCAGUGCUGGCGAAGGAAGGGAAGAACUACCUGACGGAGACGCAGCCCCAGCAGGAGAGCAAAGGGGGAGUCUAUGACACAAAGCGGUCAGGGUUCCGCCCCCGGGCAGCCUGUCCCGCGAUGAGCUGGUGCGCCUCAUGACGUGCGAGGGCGAGGCUCUGACGCAGGAGGAGGCGGAGGAGCUCAUCCUGUCCCUGCCGAUGAAGGACUCGGAGUACGUGGACCUUGACCAGUACGCCGCCCAGCUCGUGCCGCCGCCCAAGUUCUUCUGAGGCGCUCGAUCCCCUCGUUCAGAGGUCUUGAUACCAAGGUCUAUGGAAGUGUUUAUGUAGAUCUUGCUGCGAAGGUGCCGGUCUUGUUUUCUGGACUGACGCUGUGGAAUGUGUCCUGUUUCUGUUAUAAGAAACCACUUCACGGGAAAUUGCAAGGAAUGUUCGACUUUCUGUUACAAUAGUCUUAACAUUGAUAUUUCUCACUGCUUACCAUUCGUUUAUUCAUUUUCUGUUACAAUAGUCUCAAUAUUGAUAAUUCCCACUAUUUACUAUUCGUUUAUUAAUUUAUUUAUAAUGUACAUUUAUUUCCUACUACCUUACACAUUAUUUCUGCCUCAGUGAACAGGGGAUGUAUGUUGCGGAAGUACAUCUAAACCUGGUAAACAUGUACCAUUUUUUA
Molecule: messenger RNA, 967 nt
Organism: Penaeus vannamei (Pacific white shrimp)
Lineage: Eukaryota; Metazoa; Arthropoda; Malacostraca; Decapoda; Penaeidae
Product: dynein regulatory complex protein 8
Source: RefSeq, a predicted model, not a curated record